AUGCUCCUGACCGCCGUAGCUGGUGCUGGGAAAACGGCGAUUGCCCACUCAAUCGCGGAACGAUGUGUGAGAGAAGGGAUACUGUUGUCAAGUUUCUUCUUCAAAGCGGGAGAACCGUGGCGGCCCGACUCCAUGUUCAGCGCAAUAGCUAGAUCAUUGGCUGCCUAUGAUCCCGUUUACCGCGCCUUCAUUAACUCCACUCUUCGGAAAGACCCUUCCCUCUCAAGCGCUCCGUUCACAACGCAGUUCAGGAGAUUGGUUGCCGAUCCUCUCCGCCUAAGACCUCCAUCUUCCCACCGUCCCGCGGUGAUUGUCAUUGAUGCUUUGGACGAAUGCGAGCGGAAUGCGUUUAUGCUCCUUGCUGAUGUAUUUCGGAAAGAAGUGUCUAAGUUGCCGUUUUCUGUCAAGAUCUUUCUCACUUCGAGGGAGGUUAGCCUCGUGAAUGAUUCCCUCUCCCUGUUCCCUCUUAUCCAACGACUCAACAUUAAUCUUUCGAGUGGGGAGAACAUGCACGGCUGUGCCAAGUAUGUCUGCUCCCAAUUACGCUACUUGAAAGGGCCUCCUCUUGGCCCCACGGAGCAAGAUACCUUGGCACGACGGCUCUCAGAGCAGUCAGGUGGCUUGUUCAUUUGGAUCAACGCUAUCUUUCGCCACGUGAAGACAACCAAUGAGGCAUCGGUGGCGACGUUGAAGGGACUAUUAGAGACCAGUGCCGACCGGACAGGGGUUUUCGCUGAGAUCAUGGCUGAAUUUUACACCUCCGUAUUAGAGAAAUGCAACUGGGAGGAUGAGACCUUUGCCCAUGAUUAUCCAAUCGUGUUGGGAGCAAUUUUAAACUCACGGCAGCCGCUUUGUAUUGCGGCCUGGGAUGCCAUUCUAUCGUCGUCGCUUCAAUCCUCUGUCAAAUAUACCCUAACCGCACUCGACCCCGUUUUGAUGGGGGUUGCAGACCCUCACACGCCAAUUCGCUUGUUGGACCAAUCUUUUCAUCGCUUUAUCAUAGCUAGAACUGGUUCGCGACCGUCUGGCCUUCGCCGUUAUGUGCUGGAGGCGAAGAAAGGGUGUGCUUGGAUGGCUACGCGCUGCGUCGAAAUUUUGAGGGAGGGUCUCCCUUCGACAGAAGGUUUGGGGUUGAUUAGAGAUCUGCAGAGAGAAACCGAACUGCCAUGCAUCCCUUCAGAGACGCUAUCCGAGCACUUCCGUUACGCGUGUCGCCAGGUGGUUUAUCAUCUUAAUCAAGUUCAGGAGCCGUCAGAAACCCUCCAGGGGUUGGUUCGCACGUUUCUCGAUCAGCACAUAAUUCAAUGGGUGGAAGUUUGUGUGAGAUCAGGGCAGUACAUUAGCAUAUCGUCACUCCCAGAGUGGGCGAAGCUGGGUCUUGGUUCAACUUCAAAGGAGGCCGCCCACAUGUUGGUCAAAGUACUCACCAAGCUUGGGGGGAAUUUGGCAUAUUUUUCAAGGUUCGAAGAGGCACAUGAGGCAGUAGAUGGAUCUGUUGUACUCUGUCGUUUGCUUGUAUCUAUGGGCUCAGAGUCCUACGACUUAGAUUUGGCUCAAUUGCUCACAGAUCUGCUCACAUCACUCCACAAGGUCAGACGGCAUUCCAGGGCAAUCACAGUGGUCGAAGAAUGUGUCAAACUCUGUCGCGAGCUAGUUGCCCUUGAUCCAGCAUCACACAACCCAAAUAUGGCUGACUCCCUUCUCAAUCAAGCCGUCACACUCCACAAUCUCGGACGAAAUUCUGAGGCACUCCAAGUGUAUGAAGAAUGUGUCAAACUCCAUCGCGAGCUAGUUGCCCUUGACCCAGCAUCACAUAACCCGAAGUUGGCUGACUCCCUCCACAAUCAAGCCGACACACUCCACAAUCUCGGACGAUAUUCCGAGGCACUCCAAGUGAAUGAAGAAUGUGUCAAACUCCGUCGCGAGCUAGUUGCCCUCGAUCCGGCAUCAUACAACCCAAAUUUGGCUUCCUCCCUCUACAAUCAAGCCGUCACACUCCACAAUCUCGGACGAAAUUCCGAGGCACUCCAAGUGGAUGAAGAAUGUGUCAAACUCCGUCGCGAGCUAGUUGCCCUCGAUCCAGCAUCACACAACCCAAAGUUGGCUGACUCCCUCUACAAUCAAGCCAUCACACUCCACAAUCUCGGACGAAAUUCCGAGGCACUCCAAGUGGAUGAAGAAUGUGUCAAACUCCGUCGCGAGCUAGUUGCCCUCGAUCCGGCAUCACACAACCCAAAGUUGGCUGACUCCCUCUACAAUCAAGCCGUCACACUCCACAAUCUCGGACGAAAUUCUGAGGCACUCCAAGUGGAUGAAGAAUGUGUCAAACUCCGUCGCGAGCUAGUUGCCCUUGAUCCGGCAUCACACAACCCAAAGUUGGCUUCCUCCCUCCACAAUCAAGCCGUCACACUCCACAAUCUCGGACGAUAUUCCGAGGCACUCCAAGUGAAUGAAGAAUGUGUCAAACUCCGUCGCGAGCUAGUUGCCCUUGAUCCAGCAUCACACAACCUAAAGUUGGCUUCCUCCCUCCACAAUCAAGCCGUCACACUCCACAAUCUCGGACGAUAUUCCGAGGCACUCCAAGUGAAUGAAGAAUGUGUCAAACUCCGUCGCGAGCUAGUUGCCCUUGAUCCAGCAUCAUACAACCCAAAAUUGGCUGACUCCCUCCACAAUCAAACCAUCACACUCCGCAAUCUCGGACGAAAUUCCGAGGCACUCCAAGUGUAUGAAGAAUGUGUCAAACUCCGUCACGAGCUAGUUGCCCUUGAUCCAGCAUCACAUAACCCGAAGUUGGCUGACUCCCUUCACAAUUAA
Cantharellus anzutake is the source of this 2814-nucleotide messenger RNA. RefSeq lists its product as uncharacterized. The record is from RefSeq and is a predicted model, not a curated record. NCBI's taxonomy places the organism in Eukaryota, Fungi, Basidiomycota, Agaricomycetes, Cantharellales, Hydnaceae. Gene Ontology annotation, molecular function: protein binding. The transcript is spliced from 2 exons. Bases 1 to 2814 code for a protein of 937 amino acids.